Molecule: messenger RNA, 1947 nt
Organism: Miscanthus lutarioriparius
Lineage: Eukaryota; Viridiplantae; Streptophyta; Magnoliopsida; Poales; Poaceae
Source: the annotation of a GenBank genome assembly
AUGCCGACGCCGACGAUGUUCAGGCCUUUUCCGUUCUUCUUCGUCGUCGUCUUGCUGGUCCGGGCGCCGGCGGGUGCGGCGGCGGACGGCAGCGGGAACGCGACGUCGGAUUCGUGCCCGCUCGACCUGGGCUACGUGCGGACGUUCCCAUGGGACCCUACGCCGUGCGCGGGGGCCGCGCCCAACGUGACCGCCUGCUGCCAGACGUUGCUCUCCCUGUUCGGCAUCGGCCUCGCCGAGCGCCUCCGCGCCACGGGCAACUUCCGCCUCCCGUCCGCGGCGGCCUCCGCGGCCUGCAUCCAGAGCUUCACGGACCUCGUCUCCGCCGCGCCGGCGGGCCUCUCGGGUUCCUCCCUGGUGCCGGAAUGCUUCCCGGACCCGAGCGAGUUCGCCAUCACCCCGUCCUACUGCGCCGGCGUCUCCACCGCGGCGGAGUUCGCGGCCGCCGUCGGGAACGACUCCGUCCAGGCCCUCAACUCCUCCUGCGGCCCCGACCUCGCCUCGUCGGCGACCUGCAGGCUCUGUUACAGCGCCGGCGUCGCCGCCACCGCGCAUCUCACCACCGCGGCGGCCAACGAUAGCAAGUCGGGCUCCUGCUUCUACCUCUCCGUCCUCUACGCCGCUGGCAUCUCCAACUCCGCCGGCCCCACCUACCCACCCACAGCCGCCUGCGCUCUUGGCCUUGGCCUCUCGUUCCCUCCCCCCGCGCCGUCGAAGUCUAGCAACGUGGCCGUCUACGCCGCCACCGUCCCAAUCGCAUUCGUGCUCCUCGCAUCGCUCUUCGGCUUCUUUCUUUGGAGGAGGAAGCGAACGCAUGCCAAUAGCAAGAAGAAGAACCACAAGAUCUGCGAGGAGGGGUCCGGAGAGCGGCGGUCGCACCCGCGGCCCAACACAGGAUCGAUCCUCUUCGACAUUGCCGAGCUCGCCAAGGCCACGGGUGGCUUCGCCGAGCGCAAUCUCAUCGGCCGCGGCGGGUUCGGGGCCGUGUACCGCGGCGUGCUCGCGGACGGGUCCGUGGUCGCCGUCAAGAAGAUGCUCGACCCGGACAUGGAGGGCGGGGACGAGGAGUUCACCAAUGAGGUGGAGAUCAUCAGCCAUCUCAGGCAUCGGAAUCUGGUGCCGCUCCGCGGCUGCUGCAUCGCCGACGAGGACGUCGAGGAAGGGAAGCAGAGGUUCCUCGUCUACGACUUCAUGCCCAACGGCGCGCUCGAGGACUUCAUCUUCCGGGACAGGGAAGCGGCUGCGAAGCGGCCCCCGUUGACUUGGGCCCAGCGGCGGAGCAUCAUCAUGGACGUCGCGAGGGGUCUCGAGUACCUGCAUUACGGCGUCAAGCCGGCGAUUUACCACAGGGACAUCAAGGCGACCAACAUCCUGCUCGACGCCGAGAUGCGCGCGCGCGUGGCGGACUUCGGCCUCGCCCGGAGGAGCCGCGAGGGGCAGUCGCACCUCACGACGCGCGUCGCCGGGACGCACGGUUACCUGGCGCCGGAGUACGCGCUGUAUGGGCAGCUGACGGAGAAGAGCGACGUCUACAGCUUCGGCGUGCUGCUGCUCGAGAUCAUGAGCGGGCGGCGCGUGCUGGACAUGACGGCGCCGGCGGGGCCCGUGUUGAUCACUGACUGGGCGUGGACGCUCGUCAAGGCCGGGCACGCGAGGGAGGUGCUCGACGAGGCGCUGUCCACCGCCGAGAGCCCGCGGAGCGGGGUCAUGGAAAGGUUCGUGCUGGUUGGAAUCCUGUGCGCGCACGUGAUGGUGGCGCUCCGGCCGACCAUCGGCGACGCAGUGAGGAUGCUGGAGGGAGACAUGGACGUGCCAGAGCUGCCGGACCGGCCGCUGCCAUAUGGGCACAACGCCAUGUUCAGCGAAGCUGGGAGCACCUUCAGCAUCUCACCGGCGUUCAGUGGUCCGUUGGCCCCGUUCAUCGACAAUGGGGACAUGCUGAGGUGA